Molecule: messenger RNA, 444 nt
Organism: Paramecium octaurelia
Lineage: Eukaryota; Ciliophora; Oligohymenophorea; Peniculida; Parameciidae
Source: the annotation of a GenBank genome assembly
AUGCAAAACAAUAGUUUGGAGUAAUCAUUCGCUAAUUACGUUAAUAAGUUAAAUAGCUAUUCUGUUCUAAAAAUUAAUUAGGAUUCACAAUAAAAAUUUCGAACAUCAAAUUUACCUAAAUUAAUAGUUCCAAUUCCAUUUGAAUCAAGUGAAAUGUUGAAUUAUUUAGAGAGGGCUAAGUUUCCUAAAAAAUCUGAUCUUAAUAAAAGUGUAUGUAUUGACUUGAAAUAAGAAGACACUAGAAGUUUCAAUUAAUUACCAAAUGAUCUAUACUAAUAAUUGGAGCCAAAAACUGUUAAACUAUAUAGAAGCGUACAAAGGUUGAAUUUUAGAAAAUUUUAAUUAAAAAUACCAAAAAGUUAACAGCAUUUGAUGAGAAGCAGACAAUAAUAAUUUGAUUAAUUAUUGAUUAGGUAAUAAAGAACAAUAAAAACUGAAUUCUGA